ACCUGCGACUAAAAGCGCCCUCCCUCCCCAUCCCCAUCCCCCGUCUGAAUACAGACAUUGAUUCCUCGCGGGCCUCAUUCACCACAUGCCGAUUGUAAAUUAAUUAAACACAAAGUGUAGGGUAUGUGGGUCUGUGUCUUGCGGCUACAACUCCGUGGAGGAUUGACGGAGAAGAAGCCUUCCUUCCUUCCUUCCCUUUGGAUGCAGCAUCCUCCAAAUGGGCAAUAACCUCUGUAUAGUCUCAGAUGUCUCGGGGCACUGAAGAUAUCUUCUCCCCCGAUGCUGUACUCUCUCUGCAUAAAACAGUCAACCGCUCCCCAGAAUGUAAGCAGAAAGCCUCUUCCUGCCUCCCCCAUGCUAAAACAGUACAGGAUCGUCUAAAAAAGAGUUUGGGGUGGAAAAUGUCUGCAAACAUACCUUUAGACAUCAAUAUCAAAGAGCCCCGCUGGGAUCAAAGCACAUUUAUUGGAAGAGCCAGUCAUUUCUUCACUGUUACUGAUCCCAGGAAUAUUUUGUUAUCCAAUGAACAAUUAGAAAAAGCAAGAAGAAUUGUACAUGAUUACAGACAAGGUAUUCUGGCCCCUGGGUUGACAGAAGAUGAACUGUGGAGGGCAAAAUAUGUCUAUGAUUCAGCAUUCCACCCAGAUACGGGUGAAAAAAUGGUUUUGAUUGGCCGAAUGUCUGCUCAGGUGCCUAUGAACAUGACCAUCACAGGCUGCAUGAUGACCUUUUAUAGGACAACUCCAGCGGUGGUCUUCUGGCAAUGGAUUAACCAGUCCUUCAAUGCUAUUGUAAACUAUACCAAUAGGAGUGGAGAUGCUCCAAUUACUGUCAGCCAGCUGGGAACAGCCUAUGUUUCUGCCACCACAGGUGCUGUUGCAACUGCUCUAGGACUAAAUGCACUAACUAAGCAUGUCUCACCCCUUAUAGGACGUUUUGUUCCUUUUGCUGCUGUAGCUGCUGCUAAUUGCAUUAAUAUCCCAUUAAUGAGGCAAAGGGAACUAAAGUAUGGUAUUCCCAUUACAGAUGAAAAUGGAAACCGAUUAGGUGAAUCGGCCAAAGCUGCUCAACAGGCUAUUGUGCAGGUGGUUAUCUCCAGGAUCCUUAUGGCUGCUCCAGGCAUGGCCAUUCCCCCCUUCAUAAUGAAUACUUUGGAAAAGAAGGCAUUUUUAAAGCGAUUCCCAUGGAUGAGUGCUCCCAUUCAAGUGGGAUUAGUUGGCUUCUGUCUGGUGUUUGCAACACCUCUAUGCUGUGCAUUAUUUCCACAAAAAAGUUCCAUGUCUGUAACACAUCUGGAGCCAGAAUUACAAGCCAAGCUACAAAAGAUCAACCCUGAAUUGGACCGUGUGUAUUUUAACAAAGGAUUAUAAUUUUGUAGGAGGCAAAAAAUUUGUUUUUGAAUUGUGUGACAAUUUUGAAGACAACUCAGUCCUGAUAUGUCAUUUCAGUCUUGCACAGUUUUAAACACUGGGGUUACAGUAUUUGUUGAUCACAAGAGGAUGUUUGUAAUUAUGGAUUCAAAUCACAGUUGAUGCCAUGACUACAUUGUCCACGUUGUAGGCUUCAGUUUUUUCUGGAAUGGUUUACAUUAAAUUUCAAGUAGCUAUUGAAAUUUGAAUAUUUUAAAUUCCUUUUGAAAAAUUGAAAAAUGUCAGGGACAAGGAAAUCACACAGUUCUAUCUUAGGCAGUAAAUCUAUCUUAAUUUUCCUUGACAAGAGAAAAAAGGACAAAUUUGGUUUUGCUACCAUGUUUGUAUUUACAUUUGAGAUUGUAUGUCCCCAUCAGAUGAGUUAUUCAAAGGCCCAUAGGGUGAACCUUUGUGGUGUGUCUGCUUGAUGCUUAUUUCAUAAGUUGCCUUACCUUGCUUACAUAACUUGAGUGUUUGUGGUGAGGGACAGGGAUAGAGGGAACAUUUGAGUGUUAGGGGGCAAGGAAAAGGUAUCUUCUCAAACCACUUCUGAGGCCAGUUCCCAUUACUUGUUUUAGCACUUCAUAUUUGCAACUGCCCCAUGAAAGCUCUGUUGUAUGAAGUUGAUAACCAUCUGCAUCCCUGGAUCAAACUCUCUUACAGUGCCCAAACUCCCCACCAAUAGGACAAGCUUAUCAAGUGGUAGUAUAAUCAGUGGGAACAAUCACUAUAAUUGUCCUUGUAAAUUCGCCCUGGAGCCCAUCCAAACAGUGAGCAAGGUAUGUGGUGCAGUCUUCUCAGGACUGUGCUACCACUUCAUGUGUUCAGCAUGUGUGUGAAUGUGUCUGUAUCUCAACAACGUCCCUGCACAUGUAAAGUUAGAACACCAUCCAAACACUGCCAGUGGAGGGAAAUCUUGUCCUGUCCAAUUUGUUCAGUUAGCUCUCCAACAUAGUGCUUGACAUCCUGCAGCAAUGGGCAGGAUCCUAUAGGAAUUUCCUAAUGGUUGUCAAACCUUACUUGUGCUGCCUAAUGCAUGACAGUGGCCAAAUUCUGCAAAAAAAGACAAACCCAGGAGACUGGGAGUUUGAGUUGCCUUGCUUGUCAUGUUCUUUCCCCAGAAACAGGAAUAUAUUAGCUUACAUAUACUGGCCUUGUUUUCUCAUAUCUGACAAUCAUUGAGCUUCAUGUGACUUUCUUGAAACAGUCUUUUAAACAUAUUCACAUGGAAGCUCCAUGCUGCUAAAAGUUGUUUUUCCCCCAAGUGGAUGUGCCAUAGCCUUUUAAACUUUAACAGUGGUUUUAUCCUCUAAGAAGCACAGACAAAGCAUGUGUCCUUGUCUUUUAUUCCAUUGCAAUUAUCCUGCAAAGUAGCUUGCUAUUUUUUUAUUCCAAUAGAGAAAUCCAGGCUUUCUUUUUAAAAAAAACAACAACAACCCACCACCAUUCUGGGGAUGAGAUGGGAUUUGACCCCAAGUUCCAGCAUUCUUUCCCCUGAGCUAUGCUGGUUCACUGCGGCACAAAUUAUUAUGAAAUUAUUUUUAUUGGUAUUUCACUGUAAUCUUGAUGUGUCUGGCACAUGCAUGCCAUUGGUAUCUACCAUUAAUGUACAGUAUUCCAAAUAUAAUGCCACAGUGGAGAUCCCUUUGUGGUGAUAUGAAUAGAUCUAGCUCUGUACUCAGUAGAGUUGUUACCCAGCAUAGCCUUGGCCUUUGUACCUAUUCAAAUAAUGUACACAAUUGUUGAGUGUUGUGCUACCAAUGUGGUAGUAACUUGCUAUCCUAGCUAGUAUGCAGAUGUGUUCAUCUCAGCAUAGAGGUCCAGGUUUUUCACUAUUGUAAUACCAGAGUGAAACGUGCCAUAUAGCAGAGAGUGGUUGGUGGCAGCUGAUGCUCCUCUAUGAACUGAAAGGAGAAGCAGAUCUGAUGCUUGACCGGAACACUUGGUUUGGAAGACACCCAGACAGUGAGAUUUGCCAUGUAAAGCAGUGGUUUACAAACUCUUUCCAGAGAGCCCUAGGGUUGCUUGGAAGUAUAUAAGGACUUUCUCGAAGAUAUGAUCAAUAAUAUAAGACAAGCUUUUGUAAAAAGAAAAACAGCUUGCAAACCACUGCCUGUCUUUUGGGGCAGUGUGCAGCCCCAGGAGAUUACUAGAUAUAUUGGAAGCUUCAUCCACAGCUUGCACAAGGCAAUGGUGAGGCUCAACAGGACUGACCCAAUCCCCACAUGAGCGGAGUGUAUGUCCUAGAACAUGCCUCAGAAUCUUCUACAUCAUGCUUUAAUUCCUCAGCAAAGAAGUCAGUGUUGAAAGGGAUCCCUGAAUGUAGAAAAGUUUGAAACUUCUGAAGUGGUGAUAUGCCAGUUGUAACCUUGGGGUUUUCUUUAGAGCCUUUCCUCCUCUCAUUUCUUCCUGUAUUGCCAAACCUCAAGCUGCUUUCUUAGGGUGCAUCUAGAGUGUUCUGCACACCCGACCUCCCCAUACUGUCACACUCUUGCUUUGAAUGUAGUGUGGGAAAUGACAGUGGGAUAAAUCAUUUGCCUUUAAACAGGAGUGAUGUGGCAGAAGACAGAUUGCUCGUGUGACAAUGUAGACGUAAUGAAUGACACCUGCUCCCAGCUGCAAUGCAGACGGGGACGAGGGGCAAUUCUGCAGUAUUAUCAAAGGACUGUGCAAGAUGGACGUGCCUUGAACAUUCAGAUUUGGGCUAGUGCAUGCACAGCUUUUAAAACACUUUUCUAGUGGCCUGAUCAUAUCAUGUGUGCUCAGAAUUGAGAUUGUAUCAUGUGAGAUUAAGAGUCUCACUGGAUUUAGUGAUGAUUUACCUCUUAGUUAAAAAAAGACGUAGGAAUUUGAUUUGGUGCACUGACCUGGUUUCCCUGGUAAAUUCCAACAAAACCAUGCAAUAAGUAUUUGGAUAUAAAAAGAAAUGGGGAAAAUGUACAUUUCAAAAUUUUUGUGCAUUUUAAUUGAAUGAAUUGCAAGUAAGCAUAUAUUCCAUAGCUGCAGAGACUACAGGAAGGAAUUUAAUCAAUCUCCUGUUUAAAGGGCUUGAUUCCUGUUUAAUCUCCUGUUUAAAGGGCUUGAUUCCUUGUGGGGGGGCAACUUUUCCAACCAUUUUGUUUGGUUUUUAGUUGAUGUAAACUAGAUCCAUGUUAUAUGUGACCUCAGAACUUUUGGAAAAUUUGGUAUUUGCAAGUGGUGUGCUUGGAUUAAUAUACAGCCUAGCACAAAGAUUUGUAUGGAUAUAUUUUAUCAGGCCAACAUGCAUAGGUUUGACAGCAAAGAAAUACAUGAUGAGUGGUAUUUUUUAAAAAAAAAAAUAUCAGUCUUAUGCUUUUCUACUGGAUAAAUAAUUGUACAUUUCUCUUGGUGUUAUUAAGCAGAACAAAAUAGUAUUAAGAUCAGAAAAUUUAUUCUGAUCUGAGAGAAAGAGAAUGUUUUUUAAAAAAUAUUUCCAAUAAAGUGCAAUAAACUUAUAUAAAUAGUACAAUGGAAUAGUUAUUAAUAUUUCCACUUUGGAAACAUGAUUCUAGAUUAUAUUGUGACACAUUAAAAUGUACUUCUUAGCACAAUGUCUUGCCAGUGUUGAUGGCAUUUAAUGUACUAUUUAAACUGAAAUGAAUGAGAUAUUAAAAUCAGUGACUGAAAUGAA
Hemicordylus capensis (graceful crag lizard) is the source of this 5061-nucleotide messenger RNA. It is a transcript of the gene SFXN1, whose product is annotated as sideroflexin 1. Lineage: Eukaryota; Metazoa; Chordata; Lepidosauria; Squamata; Cordylidae. Gene Ontology annotation, molecular function: monoatomic ion transmembrane transporter activity. Gene Ontology annotation, biological process: monoatomic ion transport; serine import into mitochondrion. The transcript is spliced from 11 exons. Bases 246 to 1370 code for a protein of 374 amino acids. Gene Ontology annotation, cellular component: mitochondrial inner membrane. The record is from RefSeq and is a predicted model, not a curated record.